GGUAUAUUUCCGAUUUUCUGCUAUCGAUAAUUCCGAGGUCACAGCUGUAAAUAAAUUAAUUUUUGUAUAUUUUAAUUUGUUAUUUGCGAAAUAAUGCCAUGUCGUACUCCAUCAAAAGUGGUGACCCAGCAGCAAAUGCCUCGAUGCACGUGGAAGACAAUAACGAACACCUGACUGUCCAGGAGUCUGCAUUCCUUUGUAACUUUUGUAGGAAUGUAUACGCGACAGAAGAGGCUUACGAGGAGGACCAUCGCUGUGGCAGCUGCCUCAGCGGCAUUGGCGUUGAAUGCAUAGAAGAUAUGGAUUUGGUUGAGGAAGAGAAAGAGGAGGAGGAAAUAGUGGAGGCGGAUGUGCCCCUGUGGGACGUGGUGGAUGGCGAUCGCGUCGAUGCAGAGUCGGAACGUUACUUUUGCUUUGAUUGCCACAUCAUAUACGAGAGCCACAGCAGUGCUGAAAAUCAUGUGUGCCCCCCAGAAGGGACUAGCAAUGGAGCCAGCCAAAAGGCUACCAUGUCCAAGCAGCCCGUCCGACGCAAAGUUCCUGGUGCCGGAGCAACAGCAGGCCCUAACGGAGAUAGUCCCAAGUUUAUUUGCAAAGUUUGCAAUACCAUUUUCAAUGCGCAAAAGAGUCUCAAGUUCCACAUGCGCAUACACGACGAGCGCAAGCCGAAGCGGAUUCAGGAUGCCCUUCCCGUGGGCGCUCAUCAGGAGUAUAGCGAACUGGAUCUGUUUUUCUGCGAGAUCUGUCAAAGAGAGUUUGAUUACGGCCUCAAGACGAUUCACCAGAAGAUGCACGUUGAGGCGCCGAGCAAGUUUGUGUGCAGCACUUGCAAUCGCCAAUUCGAAACCUCCACCAACUACCAAUUGCAUUUGAAGAUGCAUCAGAAGAAGCAAGCGGAACCUUCUGCUGCGGCGUCGAAAAAGGGGCCCGUGGACAAGAGUAAAGCACAAUUUCCAUGCCAGUACUGCGACAAGGUGUUCUACCGCCCAUUCGAGAAGGUCAAACACGAACGAAUUCACACAGGAGAGAAACCCUACCGCUGCGAGGCGUGCGGCAAAACGUUUCGCGUCUCGUACUCUCUCACCCUGCAUCUGCGCUCCCACACAGACAUUCGGCCGUACGUGUGCAUUGUCUGCAAUAAGCGUUUUAAAUUGCAGUCAAAUUACGCCCAUCACCUCCUCACCCAUGGCGCUGAGCGUCAGUUUUCCUGUGAUAUAUGCUCCAAGUCCUUCCGUACAUCGGUGCAGUUGAACGGCCAUAGGAAUUCGCACACCAAGCCAUUCGAGUGUGAGAUUUGCAAUCGACCCUUUGCCUCGCUGUAUGCCGUCAACAAUCACAUGAAAACGCACAAGAAUGAUAAAGGCAGCAAAAGUGCCACUGUGGUUGUGUCUGCUGAAAAGGGAGACGAAUCUAUCAAGAUUCUAGCUGGUGGCAAGUGCUCUUGCAGUGAGUGCGGGGCAGAGUACUCGCGCGCUUAUGCGCUGCGCCAGCACCUAAAAUCGGCUCACGGAAAGGUGUUGGGUUCCGAUGCACAGAAGAAUGAGCAAACUUCCCUUAAGAGCCCACAAGUGGCCGAGGCAGACGACUCUGAGGCGGCAAUACGCAUAGCAGCAGCAGAGGCAGAUGCUGCAUACAUGAAUGCGGUGGUAAACGACGUGGACGUCAGUGGCAGCGUGCCCACCUACCAGGAGGCCGUUGAGUUCGAUGUAGACAACUUCGACAGCGAAGAGAUCAUCAGUGAUUGGCUGAAAUAAAUGGCUUAUCAUGAUUUGUAGAUGUUUGUAUUUUCCUACUGAAUAAACAUAAAGAGAAUCGUUUA
Molecule: messenger RNA, 1819 nt
Organism: Drosophila subobscura
Lineage: Eukaryota; Metazoa; Arthropoda; Insecta; Diptera; Drosophilidae
Product: zinc finger protein 271
Biological process (GO): regulation of transcription by RNA polymerase II
Molecular function (GO): RNA polymerase II cis-regulatory region sequence-specific DNA binding; DNA-binding transcription factor activity
Source: RefSeq, a predicted model, not a curated record